Messenger RNA from Anopheles maculipalpis, 1207 nucleotides. RefSeq lists its product as uncharacterized. The record is from RefSeq and is a predicted model, not a curated record. Bases 1 to 1203 code for a protein of 400 amino acids. Lineage: Eukaryota; Metazoa; Arthropoda; Insecta; Diptera; Culicidae. The transcript is spliced from 2 exons.
AUGAUCUGGCCAGAGCUGCUACUGUUUAUGCUGAUCGGUUGCAGCAGCACGAUUAUGCUGCUGCCGCCCGGUGCUGCUGCCGCUGCUGCUGCGGAACAUCAUAACAUGUCACACACGAAAGACUGUAUACGCUUUCACGAGCAAUGUGUCCGCUGCACCGAAACGGCCUGCAUCAAGUGUGCGGAAGUACUACGGAUCGAUACCGGCGAAUGUCUGUCGGAAUGUCCGCCCGGGUACGGUGUGCAAUGGUCUACCAGCAGUGAGUUUAUGGGCCGCGUCUGCUAUCCGGUGGAAAUGUCCGGUUCGUUCAGGGCUGCCGUCGUCGGGAUCGCCACUGGUGCAAUCCUGUGCGUGUUGCUGAUCAUCGGCGUGAUGGCCAUACUGAGGCGUCGCCAAAAGCGGAAAAAGUAUCGCGAAUCAUUCAUCGAUGGAAACAUCGACCGACUGGAGUUCCUGCAACAGUUGGAUGAGCUAAGACCGCAGGCAGAAUACUUUCUGCAGAUGCUAAACGACACUAGGCGUCAGAUACGGAAGCUGCAUCUGGCCGGUGAUAUUGCUGGUGCCGCUACGUAUCAUCCGGUGGUGCGCGAUCUGGCCAAGAUACUGAUACUGCUCAACAAACCGAUCGAGCUGAUCAAUGCACCACCACACGAUUGGCAACGGCUGUACGUGUGGGCAGAGCGUGUGCUCGACCGUUACAAGCCGGAGCUGGCCCAGCUGAUCGAGUUCCUGCAGCAACCGUCUGCCUCCGAUCCGCGGCUCGGUUCGUCGGAUCAUUCCACCUUUAAGGCGGCCUACCAUCAGCAUGCAACCGGUACGGACCUCUCGCCCAGCUUGAGCCAGAAGAACGAGCGUAACCUGCUGCAGCCGGAAUUGAUUCAGCUGCAAAAGCAUCGGACACUGCCGACGAUGCAGACUACGCACCAUUUCUUGGGCUCGCUCAUAAGUUUGCACGAGUUCGACGAACGAUCGUCGCACACGACCGACACUAGCUCCAAUCACCACUCAACGACCGGUGUGGUGAGCGGGAGUGGUGCGGGUGGAGGCGGAGGGGGAGGCGGCAAUAAUCCGUUCGACGAUACGUUCGAUCACGUUCGCACCUACCUGUCCACGUCCGGGAUGAACGACAGUUCGCUAUGGUUACAGGACGAGUUUUUCAAGCUGGGCUUCCGGCCACAGGAUGAAAUCACGACCGAGCUGUAAAAUC